GGGAGGGAGAGAGAAAAAUGGUCAAGUCCUGCAAUCACAGCCAGAGUCUGGCAGGAGCAGCAUGUUUCAGCCCAGAUAUGACCCAGUGUUCCUGACCCACCCCGUCAAUCUCUCUCAUCCUGCUUUCUAUACCGUCACACCAAACGUUUUAAAGCUGAGGAGUUUAGGAUUUAGCGUGGCAUCACACACCUGCUUUACGUCUCGGCGGACCAAUAGGAUCCGGGACACGUGAACUGAGAGGAGUCGCCUUCAGUCACAGCAGUGUAGUCGGACACACUUUCUUUCCUCUUGAAAGGAGCUGCCCCCUCUCGACGUGGGAUGCACUGGAUCAAGCAUGGAUUUUACACUUUUAUGUGACUUUUGAGAAAAAGAGAGGGGUAAAGGAAGAAGAGGAGAAGAAGCCUUGGAUAAGUGUUGCGACCACCAAGGAAGAAAGGGUGGAGGUGGGAGGAGGCAGGUGGGGAGGGUGAUGGGAAACGUCAACAAGACUUCUAACAAGGACAGUAACAGGAAAAAGGGGGCUCCGUCCGUACAGCAAAGUGACACAGCGUUAGCCACGGCCAUGCUAGGUUCCCUGGGUGGUGCUGGGGAGGUGGACACAGAGGAGGAGGAGGAUGAGGAGGAAGGAGGGAGCAGGCGGGAAUUUGAUGACCCGCUGUGCACUCUGGUUAAGAACUGCAACAUGCUGCACAACAUAGUGGGGCCAGCUUGUAUCUUCCUCAGACAGGGCUUCGCUCAAAGCCAACUUGACCGAGACCUACGGCCAGAGGAAAUGGAAGAACUGCGUGAAGCCUUCAGAGAGUUUGACAAAGACAAAGAUGGCUUCAUCAGCUAUAAGGACCUGGGAGAAUGCAUGAGGACUAUGGGAUACAUGCCGACUGAAAUGGAACUCAUUGAGCUCAGCCAGCAGAUCUGUGGGGGCAGAGUGGACUUUGAGGACUUUGUGGAACUGAUGGGCCCCAAAAUGCUUGCUGAGACUGCAGACAUGAUUGGAGUAAAAGAGUUAAGGGAUGCCUUCAGAGAGUUUGACUCGGACGGCGACGGUCAGAUUAGCCUUGGGGAACUAAGGGAAGCUAUGAAGAAACUGAUGGGAGAACAGCUGAACCACCGGGAGAUUGAUGAGAUCCUGCGAGACGUAGACCUCAAUGGAGACGGACAGGUGGACUUUGAAGGUAAGUGGACCCAUGCCUAUUUACAGGUCAGUAUUCAGAGAUUCACAGAUUUUUCUGUGACACCAAAUUAUUUCCAGAAAAACCCUUUUUGAGGAUUUUCGAUAGAAAAGGCAGCUUGAGAGGCUGAAAUAACUGGGCACAAUGCUACUAGACGUGCUAUUGGCUGACAUUUACAAUCCAGGAGCACCAAUUAUUUUUCUUGACACUGACUGGCUCUUUCCCUAAGAGUGGAAAUAGGGAAGACUGUAGAUGUUAGCUUCAGCAGUAGUGCUUAGGCAGUUUUUAUUGUUGAUAUGAAUGAAUGCUACAGUAUAUCUUGGUACACAGUCACAUGUCAUUUUGGAGGGGACUCAAAUAUUUGCUGACUUUAGCUAUUCAUGCAGUUCUGGCCUGUAACCUGCAUGUAAAAUGUCAUAAGCUAAGUCAAGCUGUUCUAAAUUUUCUCACUGAUGUUGAUCAUCACUCUGACACAGCAGAAAUAUCACACAUGGUCCACUGCGAAAAAGAAAUCAUUCACCGUUCAGUCCAACAUGGUCAAUUAGGAGGAAGGAAAUUAACAUGAUCGUUACAUCACAAAAGUAAUCACCCUCUCCCUGAUACAGCAGAAUGAUGUGAAUUAUACAUCCUUCAUUCUAAUAUACAUACACUAUUAUGUGUACAAUGUAUUAUGUGUAUCAGAAUCUAUACACAUACUGCACUGAGGGGAAAAAACCUGAUGUUCCACUAAGUUAUUUUGAUUUCUUCAGAUUUAAACCCACAUUAGAUGUGUUUAUUGAUAUGCAAGUACAUAU
This is a messenger RNA of Poecilia latipinna (sailfin molly), 1963 nucleotides long. It is a transcript of the gene cabp2a, whose product is annotated as calcium binding protein 2a. The transcript is spliced from 6 exons. Bases 470 to 1264 code for a protein of 264 amino acids. The record is from RefSeq and is a predicted model, not a curated record. Lineage: Eukaryota; Metazoa; Chordata; Actinopteri; Cyprinodontiformes; Poeciliidae. Gene Ontology annotation, cellular component: cytoplasm. Gene Ontology annotation, molecular function: calcium ion binding; calcium channel regulator activity.